This is a messenger RNA of Cotesia congregata, 717 nucleotides long. Lineage: Eukaryota; Metazoa; Arthropoda; Insecta; Hymenoptera; Braconidae. The record is from the annotation of a GenBank genome assembly.
AUGAGUAAUUAUCAGUUUGUUGUAUUCUCAGGCAAAAAUAAAAAUAAGUCAACAAUAAAAGAAGACGUAGAAUCGGAAACAGAAGAACUGUCAAUAAACCAGCGUGAAGUUGAUUCCUCGUCAUCGUCGUCGCUGUCAAGAGCCUCAUCUUCUAGUUCGUCUACGUCUUCAAGGAAACAACUGAUAGUCUUAACGACGGCAUCAGACGGCAUUAGCAAUAGCGCAACAAUUGAAAGUGACUCAAAAAAGCGAAGAAUUAAUAACACUGAUAAGCAGUCGUCAUCUUCACGGAAACGUGACUCAUCUGUGUCUGUAUCUGGAAAGAUUUUAAAAGUUGAUAUUGGCCAGAAGCAAGUGUCCGUCGACGCAGGCGCUUCCCAGCUUGGCGGGAAGUACUCCAACAGCAAUGCACUGGGUAAAGCUAAAAUUCCUCGUCCAGCAAAUGCAUUUAUGCUGUUCGCAAAUGAGUGGCGCAGAAAACUUGCUAAUGAAAAUCCGAGGGAAUCCAAUAAAGAUAUCAGCGUCAGGCUAUCCUAUGAGUCCUCUGUUACCCUUGAUCCUUUGUAUUCACUAUCCAGGUUGGGAGUCCUGUGGAAAAAUAUGGAAAAAGAUGCCAAAGAAAAGUACUUUUCCCUCGCGCGACAGGUCGACGCUGAGCACAAAAGAAAAUAUCCUGGUAAGAGUUUUUUUUUUUUUAUCAUUAAUGGUUCAUUUUAA